Molecule: messenger RNA, 738 nt
Organism: Necator americanus (New World hookworm)
Lineage: Eukaryota; Metazoa; Nematoda; Chromadorea; Rhabditida; Ancylostomatidae
Exons: 2
Coding region: 1-738 (245 amino acids)
Biological process (GO): chromatin remodeling
Cellular component (GO): nucleus
Molecular function (GO): catalytic activity
Source: RefSeq, a predicted model, not a curated record
AUGAUGGGACUGAUGAACUUUAGGAUAUCCAUUACUCUGAACCUCCACAACGGUUUACCGCCUCAUAGUGGCGUGGAGGUGACACUGGGCAUCGAACAGCGAUGCACAGCGGAGGUUGCUCAGGACGUCAUUGAUUCUGGAACAAGGCGACACACGCACGACUCGCCAUGGAGACUGUCUCAGACUGUGGAGAAGAGAAGGUUUCGUGGAGAGAAGGUUCCGUCGCGAAAUGUAGGCGGUGUUGGUUUUGUUGUGCACCCAUCUGUCGUCCAUCUCGUCGAUUCUCACGAGAUCCUGUCACCUCGUCUGGCCAUUCUUCGCCUCCACCCUCUGCGCCAAAAAUCCAUCAGUAUCAUCAACUGCUACUCACCAACAUCAGCAGCUGAUGAAUCCGAAUUGGACGCGUUUUACGAGGAGCUGGAGGAAGUAGUCCGCAACGAGAAGUCCUUCUACAAAUUCGUUGUCGGAGACUUCAACGCAAAACUAGGAAAAGCCACAGAAGAGGAAUACAGGGCUGGAAGAUUUGGACUAGGGGACCGGAAUGAAAAUGGCAAUCGUCUCGCCGGGCUGUUGUCCGCCGCUCGCCUCUGUCAUGGGAACUCUCUUUUCAUGAAAAAAGAUCAUCGUCGGUGGACAUGGGAAUCGCCCAAUGGCGUGACUCGUGCGGAGAUCGACCACAUACUCACCAACCGGAGGUGGUGUCUACUUAACGUCUCAAUAGUGACUUACUUGACUUAA